AAUUAUAAUAAAAACAAAUAAUAGAAAAAGAAAAACAGAAAAAAAGAGCAGAGCAUUAAUCAUAGGGACAACAAUAUAUCAAUAGCUUUUUGACUGAUAGUAAUGGGGAUGGUAAAAAAACAAAACAAAAAAAAAACAAAGAUAAUGACUAAAGUUACAUAUUUUCAAACAUACAUAUACCUAUAAUUUUAAGGAAACUACGCUGAGUGUUGAAUAGUCACUUCCUCUCUAUCUCAGUCAAAAUUGUAAUUCUAGCUUCAGCAGUUUGUCCAGAUGGACAGGGGGUGUCUGUGGAAGAUAACAGAUGCAGGGAAUAGAGGAUGCUCCUCCUCCUAUCUUCAUUGUCGAGAGUCACACUGCUCCACUCUGUUUGUUGAGACACUGCUGACACUGCUGACACUGCGUUGAAAGCCUAGAGGGCCUCAGAGAUGACAACUGGUUGUGUGAGGUCGACCCUGGAGCCUGAACAUCGACUGAUGAUACAGGAGAGCAUGCAAUACCAGGAGCUGCCUGAGAAGCUUGUGGAUGGGAGAUCAAAGAUGAAGGAUGGUAAAGAGGAGGAUCCUCAGUGCUCAGAGGACCAUGGGGAAGAUCAGCUGAAGAAACCUCGCAGAAAAGACACACCCAUCCUCAACUCUCCUCCACAAAUACCAGGAGUAAGACAGCUAAAGGUGGAGAAGUCGGUGGUCCACUUAGAAGAUGAGGAAAAGGAUAUGAAAGACUGAAGCCUUUACUUAACUUUUAUUUUGUUAACAAUAAAUGUAUCUAUGUUCACCUUCUCAUUAAAUCUAUCUUUAACUUAA
This is a messenger RNA of Acanthopagrus latus (yellowfin seabream), 803 nucleotides long. It is a transcript of the gene ppp1r17, whose product is annotated as protein phosphatase 1 regulatory subunit 17. Lineage: Eukaryota; Metazoa; Chordata; Actinopteri; Spariformes; Sparidae. The transcript has 4 exons. The coding region runs from base 429 to 725 and encodes 98 amino acids. The record is from RefSeq and is a predicted model, not a curated record.